Molecule: messenger RNA, 1056 nt
Organism: Nematolebias whitei (Rio pearlfish)
Lineage: Eukaryota; Metazoa; Chordata; Actinopteri; Cyprinodontiformes; Rivulidae
Gene: pnp4a
Product: purine nucleoside phosphorylase 4a
Exons: 7
Coding region: 124-1014 (296 amino acids)
Biological process (GO): nucleoside metabolic process
Cellular component (GO): cytoplasm
Molecular function (GO): purine-nucleoside phosphorylase activity
Source: RefSeq, a predicted model, not a curated record
CACCGUUUCCUCAUUUCACACACACCAUCACACACACACACUCACACACACAUCUGUAAAUAGGCUGCUAGUAAACACACACACACACACAAGUCACCGUCAGUCAUCAUCAACCAUCUCAUCAUGCACAGCAAAGAGCAGAUCAGUCAUGACGACUACCAGAAGACAGCUGAUUGGUUGAUGCUGCAAACGAAGCACCGCCCUCAGGUGGCGAUUAUUUGUGGCUCUGGACUGGGAAUGCUCGCGGACACCCUCAAAUGUCAGGACACGUUUGCUUAUUCCGACAUACCAGGAUUCCCUCAAAGCACAGUGCAGGGUCACGCAGGCCGGCUGGUUUUCGGGGAGCUGAAGGGGAAGUCGUGUGUGUGUAUGCAGGGUCGUUUCCACAUGUAUGAAGGACACUCGCUGCUGAAGACGACGUUCCCGGUUCGAGUCUUCAAGCUGAUGGGAGUGGAGACGCUGAUCGUGACGAACGCUGCCGGCUCAUUGGCUGACAGCCUCCAGCCUGGUGACAUCAUGAUCAUCAAAGACCACAUCAACUUCCCCGGACUGGUUGGACUGAACCCACUAUGUGGACCCAAUGAUGAAAAGUUUGGGCCACGCUUCCCAGCCAUGUCAGGUUGCUAUGAUAAAGGCCUGCGUUGCACAGCAAUGGAGAUUGCCAAGCAGAUGGGCGUCGCAGAACUUCUGCAGGAGGGUGUGUAUGCCAUGGUUGGGGGACCCAACUUUGAAACCAUCGCUGAGGCCAGACUGUUGCAUCGACUGGGUGUGGAUGCAGUCGGUAUGAGUACGGCCCCUGAGGUCAUCGUGGCAUCUCACUGUGGUCUGAGAGUCUUUGGUCUCUCUCUGAUCACUAACAAGGUGGGGAAGAGUUACGAUGACUCUGACAGUGUGAACCACGAGGGCGUCCUGGAGGUUGGUCGUCUGCGUUCUCAAACCGUGCAGCAGCUGGUGACUGAACUGAUCAGCAGGAUGGAGAUCAAUAACAAUGAAAACAUAAAGAACAACUCCUGAAAACACACAUGAAUACACCCCCCCCCCCCACACACACACACA